Phyllopteryx taeniolatus (common seadragon) is the source of this 4361-nucleotide messenger RNA. It is a transcript of the gene mideasa, whose product is annotated as mitotic deacetylase associated SANT domain protein a. The coding region runs from base 638 to 3679 and encodes 1013 amino acids. Gene Ontology annotation, cellular component: transcription regulator complex; histone deacetylase complex. The transcript has 13 exons. Gene Ontology annotation, biological process: negative regulation of DNA-templated transcription; regulation of transcription by RNA polymerase II. Gene Ontology annotation, molecular function: transcription corepressor activity. The record is from RefSeq and is a predicted model, not a curated record. Lineage: Eukaryota; Metazoa; Chordata; Actinopteri; Syngnathiformes; Syngnathidae.
CGCUGCGCUGCGUUCGAGGCUUGUUUUGCACCGCUUUUCUGUCCGUUUGCACGCUUUUACACCCCGCUGCGGCGUUUUCGUGCGUUAUGUUAGACGACUUUCGGCCCUCGGCGCACUUCUGCUUUGCGACGUUCACAUGUGUGGAAAUCGCAGCGCGAGACUAAAAGUCGGCCAAGCGGGUGGGGUGGGGUGGGGUGGGGGAGAGAAAAGUUGCGGACGUGUUUUCCAGGAACAAGCAGAGUUUCGCGGAUACAAUGUGGAACAUUGUAAUAACGGCGUGAACGAGCGGUUGCAGCACAUCGCUUUCGGUGACUCGACUAUUCGCCAUAUUUGCGCGCUUGGAAACUCGGCGUGAAAGUUAAGCGCGAGACCGAGUUAUGACAUUUGUGGCGCACGAUCCCUUCAUGGAGCUGCAUGACUUUAAUCGCAACCAAGUGGACUCUUCGGGGCCAACUGUGUCAUUCAUAAGGUGCGGCACCCUAAAGAGGAUGUGAAGAACGGGCAUCGAACUUCAACUGCGAUUCUACGUACGUUUCCUUUCGGAGUGAUAUUUCCUUCCACAUGCCAGCUGUGUAUAAAAGGCCACCGCAGGAAGUAAAAGCACACUACAAGAACUGGACAGCAACAUCAUCUCGCAAUGAGUCUUCCUCCUCAAAUGAGUACUGAAAAGAGCAGCAAGCAUCGGGCAGUGGCGGCCAUUAAAGAUCCCUUGCAGCAUUCGGGAGACGUUUAUUACGGACUGGGACCUCCGUCGUUGGAGUCGAGCCAGAGCGACUCUGCUGGUAGCUCUGGUGUUUACAACCCAGAGAAAGGGCCUCAGGUUCUACCACCCUAUCAGCAGGUCGCCCCGGUAAAGUGGGUGCAUCAGGACUCCCUACAAGCGCCCGGCUGGCCUCAGGAAGCUCCGGUGCCAGGAUGGGGACAGAACUUUGGGCCUUAUAUGGGUGGAGUGAACGCCCGGGGUCAGAUGACAUUCCACAAGGCAGUUCACGACCCUCUUCAAAUGGGCAGUGAAAAUCAGCAAGUUUACAGAGAUGCCCCCCGGGCUCCGGCUCAGGGCAGGGGGCUCGAGUGGGAGCAGCAAGCAAUGCACCAGGCUCAGCUUCAAGCAUAUCAGCACAAAAGCGUGGAGCUGCAGGGCGCGGCCCACGUGCCCCCUCACAACGUGCAGGGCUCCAUGCUGCAGCCCUUCCAGACGACGUUCAACAAGCAGCAGUUCCCGCCGGGAUACUACUCCGUUUUCUCGGGCAACAAAGGAAUGCAGGGCUUACCUUACGGCGAGCAGCCCAAAAGCCAACAGCAGCAGCUGCUUCAUCACAUGCAGCAGCAACAGUUACAACAUCAGUUCCAGAAACAGCACCAACUACAGCUGCAGCAGCAACUUCAGCAGCAGCAGCAGCAACAAAUGCAACAGCAACAAAUGCAGCAUAUGCAGCAGCAGUACCACCAACAGCAGCAGCAGCAACAACAACAACAACAACAACAACAACUACAUGAGCAACAGCAACAAAUUCACAAAAUGCAUCAGCAGCAGCAGGCACAAAAUGUCACCCAGCCAGAAACACAACCUACAAAUUUUGUCACCUAUCAGCCUUCUGAACCUCCACCCGACACUGUGUCCAAAAAGGAAGCGGAGCCGCCAAAGGAAGUCACACCUGAGCCAUACCCCUCAGAACCUUCCGACGCAACUCCGGCCACCCCGAGACGCUCGCGCCGCCUCUCCAGAGACGGGCAGUCCCCGUUGGCGCCGCCUUCCGCCAACUUGUGGGCUCAAGCCCCAAAAGAAACCUCCCAGAAUGGAGUGUCGGGGGCGCAGGCCACGAGAGGAGGGGACGCCCAGGCCGCGACGGGGGGAGUCAUCCAGAGCACCCGGAGGAAAAGGAGAGCGUCCAAGGAGAUCAACUUGGAGACUCUGGCCCAGAAGGCGUCGGAAAUGCCCUCCAUGCCCGAGUCCCUGUCUGCUUGCAAAACUGAGGGAGACGGUCCUCCGGGCAAACAAGCCACCAUGGUCCCUUUAAUAAUGCCCGUGUCGGUGCCAGUGCACAGGAUUCAAAUAGCCGGUCACGCCGCGUCGGCACAGGGACGAGCAUCGUCUGAAUGCAAACCGUCCGUCAUCGUGGCUCGUCGCAGAUCCCUCAGAAACUCGGUGACAGACAGCUUUGAGCAGGAGGGAGAGAAUGAUCCCGGACUGGACGAGGAGGGAAAAACCAAACAAAAACGCAGACCCCGGCCGGAGCCUCUCAUCAUACCUCCACCCAGACCUUCCACAUUGAUCCCAGCGUCCGUUUACUCCAGCAUCUCCGCCUACCAGAGCAACCUGCGCUCCCCCGUCCGCCUGCCAGAAAACCCACUCACCUUGCCCCCCUACACACCACCGCCCAUCCUAUCUCCUGUGCGAGAAGGCUCGGGACUCUACUUCUCCACUUUCCUCACCAACUUUGCCGUGAGCAACCAAAUCCUCCCACCACUGGCUCCGCCCAAGACAGCCACCAGAAGUCUCCUGCGCUCCACAAGUUCAGACAUCACACCGCCCGUUCUGCCCUUGAUUACCGACGCCACGCCUGUCAGCCUCGAGCCGCGCAUCAAUAUCGGGCAGCAGUACCAAGCGGAAAUUCCCGAGUUGCGGCAACAGAAUUUGGCUCAGUUGGACGCACACAAGGCUGACUUGGUUUGGCUCCCUUUGCAUGACAGCCAGCUUAAAAACACAGAACAGGAUAGGGUGGAGAAUCUGAUGAACAUGGCUUGUUCCAGUGUGCUCAGUGGAGGAGGAACCAACCAGGAGCUUGCUCUGCAUUGUUUACAUGAAAGUGGGGGAGAUUUCAUUGAGACCCUCAGACGUUUACUGCAUCAAGAGCCAAUCUUUCCAAAAGGACAUCACCUGGCACAUUAUCACUACUCAGGCUCCGACAGGUGGAGUGCAGAAGAGAAGCAUUACUUCAACAAAGGGAUGUCUCCCUACAGGAAGGACUUCAUCUUGGUGCAGAAACUGGUGCAAACCAAGACAGUGGCUCAGUGUGUUGAGUUCUACUACACGUACAAAAAGCAGGUGAAGAUCACCCGCAAUGGAAUUUUAACUUACGGCCCUUCAAACUCGCCUAUGGAGAAAUACACAGAGGCUGUAGUGGACAUUAAGAGUUCUCAGCAGUCUAAACCGACCCACCUACAUAUGGAGGACAAGAAGGAGCUAUCUUAUGAGCAGGAGAGCAAUCAGCAAGCGAUGGUGGCUCACUCACUACAGGCUCAUGACUAUGCGGGUACUGUGCUGGUGGUCAAAGAGCCAGAGAACGUUCUCAAGGAUGCUGCCUACACAUCGGCUCAGCACAGGCCUCGGAGCGAAGCCGUGGCAAAGAAGACCAAAGUGCCAGUUAAACCCACGCAAGAUCCUGAUGCAGAAUUUCCGUGCAAGAAGUGUGGCAGGGUGUUCAACAAAGUGAAGAGUCGCAGCGCCCACAUGAAGAGCCACGCAGAGCAAGAGAAGAAGGCCGCAGCUCUGCGCCAGAGGGCGGCGGAAGAGCAGGCGGCAGCGGCUGCUGCCAAAGCCCGCAAGGAGGCCUUGUUAGCGGUGGCGUCGGCGGCAUCUCACCAGGGCGGCAACGGAGUAGAGAACCAGGAGGAGCUGAGCAGCCAGGAGGACUCAUCGGAGGGGGAGGAGGAUGACAAAGACGAGGACUGGCACUGAGACCAAAUUAAACUUUGUGGCUAAAUGGAUUUGAAGGGGCAGAUGAGAAUGAUCAACAAGAGCUGAAUAAGCACAAGAGGAACCUUUUUAAGUCUUCCUGUGGAACUCUUGCACUCCUUUCCUGGCUGAUAAAGGACUUUUUGUAUGCAUCAGCAAGGCCGGCACUCCAUAUUUUCACACGUUUGUAUCGUUCUCAAUAUUACAAAGGACUUUAUUUUUGUCUAAAUGCACUUAUACAGUACGCUUUUGCCAAUGUUGCCUUUUUACAGUACUGUGUAUCCUUUAUUUAAUUGACAAUAUGUCAUAGAUAUUAGGCAUUUUCAGUAUAGGGACUUGCCCUGGGUUGUUUGGUAUUCAUGAUCAGGUAGUCUGUAAUUUACACAGAACAAAAUGAUGUUUAUGGUUCCUUUAAAUUUGAAGGAGCCCAUGGCUUGUUUUCAAAAUAUUUUGUUGUGUGUGAAAAUGCUGCAUUGAAUGUUGCUGAUUCUAUUUUAAGUUUGGUUGUACACUUAUUUUUACAACUGAAUAAUCUUCAAAAGUAAUAUGUACAAAAAGUAAAUAUAAAGUUUGCCGUAUUUAUGCAUUUUUCAACAAUUUUAAUAUAAAAAAAAAUAUCCUAUUAGAUGCAAUAUAACUUGUGAAUUGACACAAAAAACAAUUAAAAAGUGCUGAGAACAAUCAA